AUGGGUGAAGGGGUAGUGCCAUCUGUAAAGAGCACUGGGAUCCUUUCGGAUGAAAGCUGCUCUUCAAGCCCUGGACCCCACAGCCUGAUGGUUUCUGUGUUUCUAGAUAACCUGUGGAGUGACCAGAACCUGGAGACAGAUCCUGAUCUUCCCCCAGGAUGGAGGAAAAUUCGCGACUCCUCUGGCACUUACUAUUGGCAUGUGCCCACGGGCACCACACAGUGGCAACAUCCAUCGUGCAACUCUGGUCUGGGAGGAAGCCUGGGGCCUGGUGGCGAUGCUACAUUACAGGAAAUGGAUCUCCAGGCAGCCACAGUAAAGCACUUGUCUAAGGAGAUGCCCAUUCCCAGUCCAAUGGCAUCAUUGCCCAGAAGAACCUCACUGGCCUGGCACAGGGAGGAGUUUCACAGCAGCAGUAUGGAGCCAGGCUCUAAGUGCUUUGCUGUGCGUUCCCUGGGCUGGGUGGAGAUCCCAGAGGAGGACUUGGCCCCUGGCAAGAGCAGCAUUGCAGUGAACAACUGCAUCCAGCAGCUUUCACAGAGCAAAUGUGAGAGUUUGGACCCUGCAGGCAGCUGGGGUGAGGGCCAGAACAUGGUGAUGAUCCUGAAGAAGGACACAAUGAGCUUGGUGGACCCUCUGGACCACAGCCUGAUCCACUGCCAGCCCAUCAUCAAUAUCCGUGUCUGGGGGGUGGGCUGCAACAAUGGCAGGGAUUUUGCUUUUGUGGCCAGUGACAAGGAUACAUGUAUGCUGAAGUGCCACGUCUUCCACUGCAAUGUGCCUGCCAAGGCAAUAGCCAAGGCCCUGCAUGAGAUGUGCUCCAAGCUUAUGGCCGAGCGGGCAGUGACCAACAACAGCCUUACCCGAUCUGUUACACUGGAGCCCAUCUCUCCAGACAACCUGCCACUGCAAGUGGAUAUUCUGGACGCUGUGAGGCAGUCUAUCCAGAAGUAUGAUGCCCUCUACAUUGGCAGCUUACCUGUGUCCAAAGCAAUGGGGAUGGAUGUGCUGAAUGAGGCCAUUGAGAACCUGACAAACAGUCAUGGCCGUGAGCAGUGGACCCCAUCCCUUAUCAGCGUGUCAGACUCGGUGAUGAAAGUGCACCAGGCAGAGGCUGACGAGGAAGAUGCCCACAUCUGGGAAUGCCAGGUCCGCUACGUGACCUUCAUCGGGGUUGGGAAGGAUGCCCACACCUUUGCUCUCAUUGUAGAUUUGGGGCAGCAGCAUUUCCAGUGUACGGCUUUCUGGUGUGAGCCAGAUGCUGGCACCAUCUCCGAGGCCGUGCAAGCAGCAUGCAUGGUGCAGUACCAGAAGUGUUUGGUGGCCUCCACCUCACGGAUGAGGCCAAAGGGCGCCUCACGCUCCAUGCUGAAAAUGAAGAGGACAGCAUCUGUUGACUCCCCAGGGUGCCCAUUUUCUGCCACAGGCCAUGUCCUGCAGAAAAGUGGCAGUGGCACCAGUACUCGCAAAAGAGGGGUCCUCUCUUUUUUGGAAGUGUUCCGGCAGAAGCAUUCCAUGCUACACACCCCGUAGACUGCAAGCUGUGGGCUGGGGAGGGUUCGUGUGGGGGGUCGGGGGUGGUAGGGAC
Alligator sinensis (Chinese alligator) is the source of this 1588-nucleotide messenger RNA. It is a transcript of the gene APBB3, whose product is annotated as amyloid beta precursor protein binding family B member 3. Gene Ontology annotation, cellular component: nucleus; cytoplasm. Gene Ontology annotation, biological process: regulation of DNA-templated transcription. The coding region runs from base 1 to 1533 and encodes 510 amino acids. Gene Ontology annotation, molecular function: amyloid-beta binding; transcription factor binding. The record is from RefSeq and is a predicted model, not a curated record. Lineage: Eukaryota; Metazoa; Chordata; Crocodylia; Alligatoridae. The transcript is spliced from 11 exons.